Molecule: messenger RNA, 1442 nt
Organism: Tupaia belangeri chinensis (Chinese tree shrew)
Lineage: Eukaryota; Metazoa; Chordata; Mammalia; Scandentia; Tupaiidae
Gene: NEURL3
Product: neuralized E3 ubiquitin protein ligase 3
Exons: 4
Coding region: 73-861 (262 amino acids)
Source: RefSeq, a predicted model, not a curated record
GUCCCUGGAAACCUGUCUCCUGUCCCUCUCCAGACGACUCCGUCCAGACCUGUGUCCCAGGACCCCAGGCUGAUGGGUGCCCAGCUGUGCUCCAAGGCCGAUACCAGUGCACCCUUAGAGGCACUUCGCUUCCACGCCGAGGCCAAAGGCGCGCAGGUGCAUCUGGACGCGCAUGAGUGCACUGCGCGCAGGCGCGCCACGUUCCACGACGGCAUCGUGUUCAGCCAGAGGCCGGUGGCCCCGGGCGAGCGCGUGGCGCUGCGCAUGCUGCAGCAGGAGGGCGGCUGGUGCGGUGGCCUCCGUGUGGGCUUCACACGCCUGGACCCUGCGCACGUGUCUGCGCCCAGUCUUCCGCCCUUCAUGUGUCCGGACCUGGAGCAGCAGAGCCCCACGUGGGCGGCAGUGCUGCCGGAGGGCUGCGCCCGCGCUGGGGACGUGGUGCGCUUCUGGGUGAACCGCCGUGGCCAGCUCUUCGCCAAGGUCAACGCAGGCCGCCAGUUCCUGCUGCGCAAGGGUGUGCGCAUGGGUGCUCCGCUCUGGGCUGUGAUGGACGUAUACGGGACCACCAAGGCCAUCGAGAUACUGGAUCCUGCGUCCAGCCUGUUUCCCACAGCAGCGCCAUGGGUCCCCAGUGAGGAGGCUGUGCAGGAGCCUGAAGCCACACCGGGAAGGGAGUGUGCCAUCUGCUUCCACCACACUGCCAACGCCUGCCUUGUCCCCUGCGGCCACACUGACUUCUGCAGCUACUGUGCCUGGCGGGUCUUCAGGGACACGGCAAAGUGCCCCAUGUGUCGCUGGCAGAUCAAGGCAGUGGCCCCGGCGUGGAGCCGUCCUGCUCUGAGGACCGGAGAAGGCUCGUGAGAGGAGAAGGCCUCCCGAUGUGGCGGCAUUUCGGACCUGGAUCUGAGCCUGGCACCUGGGCGAAGGCGGCACAGCCUCGUCCUUCUGGAGAAGACUCAGGAAGGCUGGAAGAGGCCCCACAGAGAGAGGCGGAAUGGGCGGCGAGGGUGCCUUUCCCACCGUCCCCAGCAGGCCUCAGGACGGGGCCAGGCAGCAAGGACGAAGCCCUGUCUGCUCACACCAGGCGGGCCCCACGCGGUGCUUUGCUCAGAAAGGGAGUGGUCCGGGACCCCUUUCCUAGCCGAGGAAGCGAAGGUAUCUGCUGUGUCCUGUGCACGCCCUGCACCACCCCAGUACUGCGGAGCCUGGGCCAGAGCAGGGGCGUGUCUAGGUGGGACGUUUACAGUCCCCUGUGGGAACUGGGUCAGCUCUGGGAAGUCCCCGCGAGGUGGGUCUGGUUACCUACCUCUCCUGGUGGUUGCGAGGCCCGGUGAGCCCAUGCACCUGAAGAUGAUUCAACACAAGAAAGCACGCCGCUGUCACCGUGUGUUUCCGUGCCGGCUUCUGAGCUGUCACAAUAAAGGUGGCCUGAAGAACCGCUC